UCUCUUCCAGUCUCUGUGCUGUGCCUGCUGCCUCACGCUGUGCUGGCACGGUGGGCGUGUGUUCGGGCGUGUCCGGCGUCCUGCUCCUGCACGCAGGAGAAGAGCUGCAGCGUGCUGUGCGACCGCUCCGCCCUGGCUGAGCUGCCUAAAGAGUUUCCAUGUGAGGCCUCAGCCAUCAACCUGGACAAGAACAGACUCAAGUUCCUGUCGGAGAGAGCGUUCGGCACGCUGCCCUCCCUCAAGUCUCUGUCUCUGGACCACAACAACAUCUCCUUCAUCACGCCGGGAGCUUUCAAGGGCCUCUCCAACCUGGUGGACCUGAAAAUGGCGCACAACGAGUACAUCAGUUACCUUCACACACGGACGUUCACAGGAUUAAAGAAGCUGGUGCGUCUGGAUGUAUCGGACUGUAACCUCUUCAACAUCCCUGACCGUAUCUUCAUCGAGCAGCCGGCGCUGAAGGAGCUUCUCUGCUUCCAGAACAACUUCAGGAGGAUCCCCGGAGCCAUCAGAGGCAUGGAGAACCUGACCCACAUCUACCUGGAGAGGAACAAGAUCGAGGCGGUGGCCUACAACUCCCUGCUGGGCCUAGGGAGUCUCAAGUACCUGAACCUCCAGGAGAACCGGAUCAAUGUGAUCCAUGACCGGUCCUUCCAGGACAUGGUGCGGCUGGAGAACUUCUACCUCAACGAUAACCUGCUGACCGAUCUGCCCCGGCUCGCCUUCAAGGGUCUCAGCCGCCUCAAGAUGCUCAACCUCGGGGGGAACCAGCUGAUCAACGUGUCUAAGACUUGGUUCAGUGACCUGGUGGAGCUGGAGGUCCUGUAUCUGGACAGGAACCAGGUUAUCUACAUCGAGGAGGGAACCUUUGAGAACAUGACGAGUCUGAUCACGCUGCACCUGAACAGCAACAACCUCACCACGCUCCCCUUCCCCGUCUUCCAGCCCAUCUACUUCCUGGGUCGCCUCUACCUGUUCAGGAACCCGUGGGAGUGCGACUGCUCCCUGGAGUGGCUGAAGGAGUGGAUGGAGAGCUACAAGCUUGUGCGGGACAUCCCCUGCGCCUCGCCCUCCUCUGUGGCGGGGCUGGAUCUCGGCGCGGUGGUCUUUGCCAAGGUGAACGGCACCUGUGUGGACCCUGCAGAGCUGAACCUGACCACGGUGUCCUCAGAGAUCGUCUCCACCACAGAGAACCGCUUCAACAGCCUCAUCUCCAAACUGCUGCAGCAGGAGCUCAAAGAGGAGAUGGGGAACGGCACAGAGAGCCUCCGUAACGGGACGCUGCUGGAGUCCGAGGAUGGCCAGCUCUCCGCAGGAGGUCAGCGGGACCGGGGGAGCAGAUCUCUCCUCUGCUUCUUUGUGCUGUGGCUGAUCUUUGGUUUCACUGACCAAUCAGAGGGAUAUUUCUGCUUGUCCUGCACAUGAGAGCUGUUGAACGAGUCUGUCACUUUGCUCACUGAAGGAGUAGCUUUUCAAAGUUUGUGGUGAGAAAAGAGAUUUCAGAAGAAUCCUCUUCAGUGUGGUUACUGCUCUGCCAAACAGGAUUUUCAGCUUUCCUUUUUGGUGACAUGCAAAGUGGAUAUUUUCAGCUUUACUCAGAAUAAAGACUGACGUUGACAAGUCUCCUUAUAAACAAUAAUCUAUGAUAUUUAUAGGUGAACUACUCGCAUUAGAGGAACCUCAGCAACGAGUCAGUUUUGUGUUUUAUGCAGAGAUCAGGGACGAUGACGCUGCACGGCUGCAGGAUUCAUCUCUACAGUAAAUAAGAUGGGUGUUGAU
This is a messenger RNA of Labrus bergylta (ballan wrasse), 1779 nucleotides long. RefSeq names its product nyctalopin (gene nyx). Gene Ontology annotation, molecular function: protein binding. Gene Ontology annotation, cellular component: extracellular matrix. The record is from RefSeq and is a predicted model, not a curated record. Lineage: Eukaryota; Metazoa; Chordata; Actinopteri; Labriformes; Labridae.